Molecule: messenger RNA, 5070 nt
Organism: Zophobas morio
Lineage: Eukaryota; Metazoa; Arthropoda; Insecta; Coleoptera; Tenebrionidae
Product: RB1-inducible coiled-coil protein 1
Exons: 13
Coding region: 339-4046 (1235 amino acids)
Biological process (GO): reticulophagy; autophagy of mitochondrion; positive regulation of protein phosphorylation
Cellular component (GO): Atg1/ULK1 kinase complex; phagophore assembly site membrane
Molecular function (GO): protein kinase binding; molecular adaptor activity
Source: RefSeq, a predicted model, not a curated record
ACUCGUUUCGUCAGGAAGUGUCCUUGGUUUUUAAUGAAUUGCACAUCGUACACGAGUUUGCAAAACAGAUCGGACUUCCUAGUCAGCUGAUGGUCAAAUUGCGUUUUGGCCAACAUGUCUGAUAACGGACAGAGACAUUCGCUUCAAGUAGUGUAACCGCCGUGAAAAUGCUAGUGAAGAAAAUUCGCAGUGUUUGUCAAUAUCAGCUGUGAAAAUGUCAGAUAGCUGUUCAGGCAGCUAUGGACAAGAAAAUCGUUGGGAAAUCGUCGUAAAUUCCAUGUCAGCACGUACUUCUAAUUUUGGACUACUCUCGAAGCUCGUUCCUAAAUUGCCUUAAAAUGCUGUUCGUAUUCCAAGUGGACACUGGCCGAAUGAUGACUUUCGAUAUGAGCCUCGCUCUAGAAAGCGUGCAAAACCUGAAAAUUCACGUGGAAAGCGCGUUCAAGAUCCCCGUCGAUAAGCAAGUCCUUCUGAUCAGCGGUGGUGAACAUUUGCGUCCCGACGACAGGGUUUGCUCGUAUCCGGCUGGGACUGAUACGAAUCCGAUUUUUCUAUUCAGCAAGUAUUUGAUCGAACGUGAUCAACCGCCUGCGGCUAGCGUUGAUUAUGGAUCCGAGCAUGCUAUGUUCAUAGAUUUUACCGCCAAAGUGAAAGAAUCCAGCGACCUGCCACCCACAUACAACACAGUACAAAGAAGAGCCCAACUAGCGCGACAAUUUUGCGAAAGCAGUCAACUCCAAAUGGGACUAUGCGAAAGGCUGGUUCAUGAACAACACCUACAGCAGCAAGGAUGGUCGGCCGUCAUAGCAAACUUAGAGGAUUUAAGUGUCGAAUUGAGACACCGCUGGAAAGUGUACCAAGAGUCGUUCAACGAAUACAUAGCAAAGCGUGACUCGUAUAUGGAUUUUUUGAACCAAUUCAAAGAUGAUCUCGUUAAAUUAAAAAAAAUUCCUGUGUUACCUGCCCUUAUAGAAUCACAAAAAUUAAUAGUACCUGAGCAAGAUGAUUUCUCUGAGGAUCAACAAACCGUGAGUGUCAGAUCUGAAGUGUCGCUUAUGGAUUGGAUAUCUGAGAAGGAUAAUUUUAUGGAUUGUUUGUUUGAGGAUUGUUCGAAAGGACUUACACAGACGGACAAGAACGAGUUCGAAAUGUUAGAAAAAGAAAUAGAACGAAAUUUAGAAAUGACUGAGAAUAUAACCAUGAAAGAAAUUAAAGGACUGGGCGAUAGACUUUUCGGUUUGGAGAAACUAAUGCAAGAUGCGAAACGAUACGUUAGCGAGCAAGUCAAAAUUGCCGAAUCGUUUCAGAGGUUUUUUCAGAAUCACAGUAGGACGGGUCAAUUCAAGGAGCAAUCGGUGUUGCCAGAUUUGUGCGCUACUCAUUUCCACCAGCUGAACGUUCUUCUGGAGAACUACAACCGUUUACGUGACAUCACGCGCCGGUGUAUUAAGUGCAAAGACGAACUCAGUUCUAAUCUGUAUCACAGACUUAAAUGGAUUGUGUUCAUGGAAGAUACUCUAUCCGAAUUCGACAAUAAACUAGUGUUCAGCUAUCAUAAUUUGUUGAGUUUGCAAAGGGAGUUGGAGAUUCUAAAACAGGUCCACACGGCACCGGCUACGUAUUUUGCGUCGAUUGUUGAAGUCGUUCGAAGGCGGAAGGUGUCGCAGUCUUACUUACUGUGGGCUUCAGACGUCGCUUGCCACAUGUUCACCCUUUAUAAUGACGAAGUCGCGAGGCGGAAAGAUUUCCAAGCUCAAAUCGAUGGUCACUUUCUCAGUUCUCUCUUCCCCGGCAUGGACGAUGUUCCUCCAAAUUUUGCCACUCAAGCGCCAUCUAUGUUCGAUUCGGGCUUGCCAAAACUCUCCGAAGAGGACAUUCAUGGGUUGAAAGAAACGUUGCCGGACAUGGCUGACUAUUUACACAUACCUGAUACAUCAGCAGUCACGAAUUAUUUUAUGCUGAAAGACGCGAAAGAAGAUCUAGAUAAGAAUGUAGAUAAGACGGUGGAAGAUAAAUUGAUUGAAGUCGUCGCCGAAGCUGGGUUGAGUAGCAAUUUAGACCAAAAUAUAUUGAAGGCGAUUGAUAACGAGCCUCAGGAGCCUCAACAGACAACGUCGCACGGACUUCCCCAUCUGAAAGAUCUGGACAGGGGUUGCGAGUCGGAGACGGACACAGAAGAGUUUGAAAAGGUGGGUCAGAGUCCUUUCGACUUACAUUUUGAUAAAGGAAUCCCGUCCCCGCGGCCCGGCACUCAAGACGCCUCCACUUUAACCGAGGAUAAUUUGCAAAUCUCGAGGUCGGAAUACGAGAAGUUGAGGACAGUUCUUAUUAAGUUAGCGCAAGUCGGACGGCAGUUUAAUAGUCAGCUUAGAUCAGAGCUGGCCGAAACGAAAAACCAAAUCUUACAAGGAAAAGUAUUACUGGAGGAAGCUUGCGGGAUUUUGAACACGGAUAUCAAUAACACUAUCGUUGAAAAAGAGAACAGGCAGCGUGAAGUAAUCCAACGACUAACUGUUGAUCACGAAUUAGAAAUUAGCGACUUUAGAAAAAUAGCUCAAUCUAAGAACGAAGAAAUUAAGAGUUUGCGUGACGAGAACGCGACGUUAAAUACCGAAUUGAAAAAAGCGACGGAGGCGAAUAACGAAUUACAGCGGAAGAUGGAGGAGAUGAGUGAUCAGAGUUCCAAAGACAUGGACGAUUUGAGGAGGAGAGUAGACGAAUUGAUGGUGGACAGAGAAAAGAGUAUUAAAGAUUUGACUGAAAGGCUUAAAAGUGAGCACAAAAGUGAGCUGGAGAGUAUUAGAGCACGGUUUAAAUUGAUGACUAUGGAACGAAGUCCGUCGGAGAACAGUCUGGAGAAAAUCGAACGAGGAGAUUAUUCUAGUAUUACUAACCACGAAGCGCUUUUGUUACAAAUGACGGAGAAUUUUGAAUCGGAGAAAGAAGUGGCUGUGAGUGACGCGAUCAGUAAAGAGAGUCAGAAAUGGCAGAAGAUCUUGGACGAUCGAGUCAAACAACUGGAAAACGAGUUCCAGCAACAGAGGGUGUUCCUCAUACAAGAUAUACAAACUAGGAUACAACAAGACCAAGAAAAACAGAUCACUGAGUUACGGGAACAGGUUAAUAAUUUGAAUGUAGAAAGCAUAAAACAUAAAACAACGAUACAACAACUGACCGACUACCGAGGGGAUAGUGGCAGUGAAUUGAUGCAGAGAAUUGACAACUUGGAAAGAGACAAAGCGGCUUUGAGAACGGAGUUAGAGAGAUAUAAGAGUGAUACGACGAUGGGGGCGUCGGUCGCUGUUUGUGAAGGGGCAUCCACCACUGACGCGGCGACGAGUCCCGUCAAAUUGCGCAAGCGCAGUGAGGUGUCGUCGCCCAAAGCUGGUAAAUUAAAUAUAGAGUCGUGUAAAACUGGCGAUAUGGUAUUGGUAGUGUGGGACCUAGCCCAUCAAAAUUUCAAAAUUUUACAAGAAAGUAGCUCGUUGUACUUCCUCAAUGCCGACUGUUUAGAAUCUCUGGGACUGAAAGUUGUUGAUGGUCAACCAAACAAACUUUACUGUUACGCUGAAGUCGUUGAAAAAGAAUACUGCCAUGCUAGGAAGGAUGAAAACUAUAGUGUCGUUUUUCAGCCUGUCAACCGAUUCAGGGUGCCUCAAGGCACGAAAUUUUUCCGCGUCAAAGUGAGACCGCCCCCUCCACCGAAAGAAGUCGUCCUGUCAAUGCCGGCGGGACGCGUCUAUCAAUCCUCAGCAAGUGCAUUACCGUCGAGCCACAUGUCGCAGAGUCAGACGACGACGAGUUCGCACGUGGCUGACGUCAUCGCCUCGUCGGGUCCAUCACACUCUCUGCCUUCCAGCCCCUCGCGGAGCAACUGGGAGAAGUCGGAGUCGCAGGAGGCGACGAUACCCGAAGAGAAGGGCGAAGACUCGGCGAGCGGGCCGAGGAACGACGAAGAGAUCGAGAAGGGAACGGAAUUGACGGAGAAUUUCAAUGUUGAUAAUCAGUCCAGUAUUGAUCGAUCACAAAUUUGUGUAGUAGUAUAGUAGUCCGAGGUACUUCGUAGGUGGUAGGUAAGGUAAAAACGAGUGGCUUUUAAUGUGUCCUCAAUCUCAGUGCAUCGAUGUACUGAUGCAUCGUCACCUAAUUCUAAUUAAUCUAGUUACAGUGUAAAGUUAUUUUACUAACAGUCAUUUAGAACUAACAGUAUCCAAAAUUUCAUCACAUCAUUGGUUUAAUUUCAGUUUGGAUUAUUGCAGGAUUGAAGAGAUUAGCUGCUUACCGCUCUCCUCUCAAAAGUAAGAAUUUUCCUUAAUUUGUGUUAAUCUUAAUCAAGAAUUACUUUAUGUGAUAUUUUAAUAUUGUAAAUAAAACAUUAGUCCAUCACAACUAUAUAUGUGAUUCUGUGGUUGUUUUAAGUAAACAAAUGGGUAUUGGUUCAGGUUACCGUUGUAUGUUUGUAAGAAUUUCCUUUUGGAUUAUAUUCGGAAACAAAAAUGUAUUGUUGACAGAAUAGUUAUUUUAUUCUUACUCCAUUGGUUCACUUACAUUUCCACGUUUUCUACAUAAUAAAAUAAAUAUUCUGUCGUUGUAUUAUGGCCUUACGGAUUUUUGAAUCAAAAUACUAGAUAUUACUUUCAAACAUAGAACAUAGUCUAGUUUUGAUAUUUAUAAAUAAUUUAUUUAACCAUAUAUCCCAUCUCACUACUUUUUAAAAUUUCAAUCGCAUAAAUUUAGACUAAGUACCUACUAGAAGGUUAUUGCAAUCAGAAAUUAUUGUGCCCAUUUCUUUUCGUUUUUAUUACCUAUUAGUGUUUCGAUUGUUUUAGUUUUACUUAUUUCGUGGUGUGAUAAGCGCAAGGACGAGUAUUGAUUGACAUUCUUUACCUUAGUUGAGUAAAUUUGGAAAAUGAUUACUAUUUCGUUUCGACUUAGAAUUUCGUUCAUAAAUUAGAAUAGUGUAUGUGUUUUUUAAGCUUGCAAGUGAGUUUCUGAACAUUAGUAAAAUUAACGUAAUAUUUACAAAUUUUUUAUAAGGAACGCAGUGUGCAAUAAAGAUAUCCAAAAUUA